AAAAAAAAAAAAAAAAAAAGGAGGGCAUAUUUUUUUAUUUCUUACUAUUGUUUCUCUCUUUAUUUUCGAAUUUUAGAAAAAAAAAAGAAUAUAGCAAUGUUGUUCACUGUUUCUCGCAUUGCACGUCCUACCGCUGUACCUGUCAGCAAAGUUGUUCAAGCACGUAACAUGGCUACCUUGAAAGAAAUUCAACAACGUUUGAAGUCUGUUCAAAAUAUUGAAAAGAUUACCAAGUCUAUGAAAAUGAUUGCUUCUACCAAGGUCACUAAAGCUCAACGUGGUAUGGAAGCAGCUCGAGUUUAUGGCGAAGCCUCCAACUCUCUUUUCACUAAUGCUGAAACCAAGACUGCUGAAGAAGGUAAAGCUCUUUAUAUCGCUUCAUCUUCUGAUCGUGGUCUUUGUGGUGGUAUUCACUCAAGUGUAUCCAAGGCUACACGUAGAGCCGUUGCAGAACAACCUGAAGCUCAAAUUGUUGUUCUUGGUGAUAAGCCUAAGGCACAAUUAGGUCGUGUUUUACGUAAGAACAUUGCUCUUACUUUUAAUCAAAUUGGUAAAGAUACUCCUACUUUUGAAGAAGCUUCAUCUAUUGUUGAUCUUGUUAAAUCUUCUGAAAUUGAAUUUGAUACGGCCAAUAUUGUUUACAACAAGUUUAAUUCUGUUGUUUCUUAUGAAGCCAAUAUUCUUCCUGUCUAUUCUGAAUCUUCCUUCAAAGCUUCUCCCAAUUUUGCCAUUUAUGAAAUCGAGGAUGAUGUUCUUGCCAACCUUCAAGAAUUCGCUUUUGCCAAUACCCUUUAUUGGGCUAUGGUAGAAGGUCAUGCUGCUGAAAUGUGUGCUAAGCGUGCUGCUAUGGAAAAUGCCACUAAGAAUGCUGGUGAAAUGAUUCAAAAAUUAACUAUGACUUUCAAUCGUGGUCGUCAAGCUGUCAUUACAAACGAAUUGAUUGAUAUCAUUACUGGUGCUUCUGCUCUUUAAACGUUAUAAUUUCGAGUUCUCUCUCUCUCUCUCUCUCUCUUAAUUUAUUUACACGUAUAUAAAAAGAAAAGAAAAGAGAAAGAUGAUAAUUAUUAUUAUUUCAAUUCUCUGUAUUUUUUUUUUUUUU
This is a messenger RNA of Cokeromyces recurvatus, 1099 nucleotides long. RefSeq names its product ATP synthase F1, gamma subunit. The record is from RefSeq and is a predicted model, not a curated record. Gene Ontology annotation, biological process: proton motive force-driven ATP synthesis. Gene Ontology annotation, molecular function: proton-transporting ATP synthase activity, rotational mechanism. Lineage: Eukaryota; Fungi; Mucoromycota; Mucoromycetes; Mucorales; Mucoraceae. Bases 97 to 972 code for a protein of 291 amino acids. The transcript is spliced from 4 exons.